UCCGCCCUGAACGUUAUUGCACUUCUCUUACCGUGGCUUUUGUUGUUUCACACACAAGUCCGUUAAAUCCGAUUGAAUCCCUCGCGAAAGUUUUACGAUUCUUGCUAUCGAAUCGGUCGAUUCUAAAACGAUGCUUUGACGUCUUAAAAUUAACCAUAGCAUAUCUCGUCAAAAUCGUGUCUCGGAAUGACGUCAGGGGGGAGACGUCAAUCUACAGCGUUAAAAUAAAAAUUUAACCCUACACUACAGAUGUAUUACAAAUUUAUACGAACGUACAAUUGGAAAAACUUUCUUUUGAGACGCAGAGAACUUUGGGCAUUAAUGCUCAUAAUACACCGAUGAGAUAUGCGGCAUCAAGCUAGGCGAAACCCCCUGCGAGUCGCUCCGCUUGAUCCAUCUGUCGCUACAAGCUACGCUAUCUGCCCACAUUCGAGAGAUGUCUGCGGUAGAGGCAACGCCAUUCAUCCGCACCAUCGAGUGGGAGAUGAUGGACAAGACCAAAUUCUUUCCGCUCAGCAUGCUGUCCUCGUUCUCGGUCAGGUGUUGCCUGUACCCCCUCACAGUGAUCAAGACUCGUCUUCAAGUGCAGAGACAAAAUCACAUGUACAACGGCAUGAUAGAUGCGUGUAGAAAAAUUUACAAACUGGAAGGCGCCUCGGGGCUCUAUCGGGGCUUUUGGAUAAGCUCCAUUCAAAUAGUCUCUGGGGUGUUUUACGUGUCGACAUACGAGGGAGUACGCCACUUGCUCAGGCAAGACACACCUCUUGGCCGCGUCGACUCGAAGGUCAAAGCGCUGAUCGCUGGCGGCGCCGCAAGUUUAGUCGGGCAAACGAUCGUCGUCCCGUUCGACGUUCUCAGUCAACAUCUGAUGGUUCUCGGGAUAAAUAGCACCAAGCACGGCAGGGUGUACGUAGAUAAGAUGGGAAUGAAUCCUUUAGGUCUGACCCUCGAAUCCGGAAAGACUCGCGCGCAGAUCUCCGCGGAAAUAAUUAAGUUGAUUUACCAGAGGGAUGGCUACCGCGGCUUCUACCGGGGGUACCUGGCGUCAUUGUGCGCCUAUGUACCUAACAGCGCCCUUUGGUGGGGAUUGUACACGGUUUAUCAAGACGAGCUUAUAAAACUGCUGCCGGGAUGGUUCUCGCACCUGUGUAUACAGGCGAUGGCGGGCACGUUAGGGGGUUUCACGACCACGAUCAUCACGAAUCCCCUGGACAUCGUGAGGGCGCGAUUGCAAGUGCAACGAUUAGACAGUAUGCUCAGUGCGUUUAGGAUACUGUGGAUCGAGGAAGGGCUGCUCAUGUUUACCAAAGGACUCUCCGCGAGGCUCCUGCAAUCCGCUUGCUUUAGUUUCUCAAUCAUCCUAGGUUACGAAACUAUCAAGAGAGUGAGUAUAACCGAGGAGUACAAGAGUUACGUUCGGUGGUGAGCUUAGGAGCUAAUGUCACGAUUAAUUUCACGCAUGGAAAUUGGGUUCCAUCCGCGACUUUUUGUAUCGCGACGUGCCUCUCGAUGCGUGUCACUUUUUACGCAUCGAAGAGAAGGCGGUCGCAAUUUUUUUUUCUUUUCGACAAAGGAUCUUAUCGGAGGACGAAAACUAUUCUGUAAGAUAAGCUGCAUUCAUCUAAAUUAAUUCCCUUCGGCUAUGCAAGUGCUAUUAAGUUAUGUUAGACUUUUAGCGCGCUCACAGAACUAUCUUUCGUUACCCGAACAAAAAAAGUAUGAUUGCAUAAUUGUGUCACCCGUCAUCUGCCGUGCGUCAUUGCCCGUAAAGCCUGUAUCGGACUGCGCAUUGGAGAUUAGAAUUCAAUCAAAACGAAACGGAUUAAAAUUAUACUUGUACGAUUGGUCGAGUUCUAUCGGUCUAAUCCUCAGCUCGCAAUUCUCUCAGUCUUCGAUGCGCGGUCUAACGUGGGCUUAACUCGCGCGCCGCAAUUUGAUACGUCAUGCAAAUCUCGUAGAGAGACUUUACAUACUUCGGUGUACAUAAAACAAUAGUUCCGAGUGACGGCAACUAGACGAGUAUUUGUAAAUGUACUAAAGCGCAUUUUAUACGCUAGCGUAUCGUGUGUCAGAUGGAGUACAAACUUCGUAACAUAUUUUAGAUAUGUUACUGUGAUACAAAUACGUCCUGCUCGUACUCUGAAGACGGCCCGUGUCUUAGAUACGCGCCCGUUCAUACCGUUAACAAUAAAAUCCUAGUCAGACAUGGGCAUGUAACGCGUGUACGUAUAUCGGCCGUCUUGAAAAUACGGACAGAACGUAAUACCUAAGAAUCAAGCGGAUUAUACUGAGGCUCUAUUCUGUACUCGGCUACCGACAGCUUUUCUAUCAUGUAGGAAAGCUGCGCAAAUGUCGUUAACGACAUCGGUAGUAGCCGAGCACAGAAUAGAGCCCUUGACUCACUAAGCUAUCGGUAGAGGAUAUGCCGCAAAGAUUUUAAGAAAUAUGACUGUUCAAUAUUUCCACCUGCAUCGUGUAUGUAUAUACAGCAAAAUCGAGAGAAUCCCCGAGAACUACGUAUGUUACAAUAAAUUUUAUUGGCCACAUUAAA
Molecule: messenger RNA, 2551 nt
Organism: Vollenhovia emeryi
Lineage: Eukaryota; Metazoa; Arthropoda; Insecta; Hymenoptera; Formicidae
Product: solute carrier family 25 member 44
Exons: 5
Coding region: 437-1426 (329 amino acids)
Biological process (GO): branched-chain amino acid catabolic process
Cellular component (GO): mitochondrion
Molecular function (GO): branched-chain amino acid transmembrane transporter activity
Source: RefSeq, a predicted model, not a curated record